Molecule: messenger RNA, 7875 nt
Organism: Varroa destructor (honeybee mite)
Lineage: Eukaryota; Metazoa; Arthropoda; Arachnida; Mesostigmata; Varroidae
Source: RefSeq, a predicted model, not a curated record
UGUUCUUUGCUACCCGCCGGUCCCGUGUACUACGUUCGCUGUGUACUGUCCUGAAGAGCAACUCAGCUUCGGGCGUCACCCUCGCCAAGGACAGCUUUCGGUAGCAGACCGAUAGCAAAUCGCUCGCAUUUGCCUCCUCACCAGCAACGACCCGCUGUGUACAUACCGCAUAUCAAGCUACUGAACCGCUAAAUAGUCAAACAAGAAACCAGGCAAUUACUUGCUUAUUGCCCCGCCGUUGCCAACAAAUGCCUCCGUUGGACCUUUUUUGGGGCAAAUAGACAUAGCGGAUUAUCAAACACGAAACGCCGUUCGAACUAGUGAUUCAAGCUGGUGAUUAUGUACCGCCGAUACAAAAUCUACAGCAGGCGAUAGUGCUGCUUCCGGUAACGUUGAGGAUCGCUAUCUCGUUUUGAGGCUGCGCCCUUUAGACUGACUCGGUAUACUUGAUUCGAUGAUCAAAGGAAACCAUCAGCGGUGAUCUUGAAGUAGGAUAUCAAGAAAAAAUAUAAUAAAGUAAGAAACUUUUAUGCUUGUCAUCUCUAAAGAGUGUGAAGUAUCGACAGGCACUAAUUGCCGUAAGCUUAUAUGAGAAUUUAUAUGGAGAACUAAGGACGAAUAAAUGUACGACAAAACGGUUAUUGUGCGUCGUGAGGAAAAAAGUACAGCCGGUAAAAAUCACCAGUUUGAUUCAGAGAAUCGUCAUUUGCUCUGAAUUCAGUCAGAAAGUCUCGUUUCAGUUUACGAAAGUCGUCACAGAUGAAAAGUGCGUUGGGGUGCCCUGUGGUUAUUCUGGAUCAAGUCGAAACUAAGGAGUGCGGUGCAUGCUUGAGCGGAAAUAUGGUUUUUUUCAGGAUUCUAUCUGCUCAGUAGACGGAUGUGCCUGUUCAACGUCCUCUACCCGUAACAACAAAGCGGCAAGUAAUCUAAGGAUAGGGGUAGUUCGGCAUCGUCAUGGAAUGCCAACCGAGCGUUGGGACGGUUUUAUUGCUGCUGUUGCUUGCUAGCAGCUUGUACGCAGCCAACGGGACGCUGCCUUCUGACCCUGCCGAAGCAUCCCGACAACCCGCCGCCGGACAUUCUCGGCGCGCUCCUAAAAUCAAACGCUCUCCAUAUGGAUACAUCAUUCGCGGAGAACACCACAGGGCGACAUUUCAAAUUGGAACUCCUGACGAAACUAGAUUAUUCGGGAACCCCGCCGGAUUUGACAUUAAGGCAUUCCAGCAAUCAGCGCAGUCAUUUUUAAGCGAUUCAAAUAGAUCAAGCUUUCUACAAAGUGUGCCAGGCUCUGUCACGAACGGUCUUAAUGUGCUCUUAAGCGCCGGAUCUUUCCAUUCCCAGCAGAACACUUCUGACGCAGUCGUAACGCACGCUCAAUUACCUUCAGCAUUCAACUAUCGCCAAGUUGUUCUGAAUCAUGUUCCUGGUGCCAGUUCACUGAAUGGUGGACUGGUUCUUGGCGAGAAAGGAGCGCCGGUGUCUCCACUUGCUGACUUUCCUUCUAAACCUGCCCCAAUUCCACAACCACCACUUUCGCUGCCCCCCUUGCCUAGAAUGCCUACUCUGCCCAAGGUAUCUGUACAACCAUCGUUUGAGUUCAAACCCAGCAUUCGAACACUACCGAGAGGACAUGAAGGUAGCACGCAAUACUUUGUGUUGGGCCAAAAGGCAACGCAGACACCUUAUUUAUUCAACGUCCUUGAACUACCUACGCUAAAUCCUUUGCAUUCGUGCUCGCAUCCCUUCCACAAUCAUCCAACAGUUGUUGCUUUGAGCGAAGAUCCAACGAGACCCAAUGUGGUUGUCAUGGUGAACCCGAUCAACCCGUCGCAGGCCCCAUUUCCGACAUUGAACCCGCCCUUAUACACGCAAGAUUUGGGCAUAGAGGUACCGCAGAUAGUUCCGACUAGAGUUCUGGCUCAGCCAACUUUAGCGCCACCUCUGCCUCUUCCACUACCCGCGUUGCCGCCAGUUCCUCGCCUUUUCUCCAACCUCCCGAAAGAGAUGUUUUUCUGGUUCAGAGAUAAUAACAAAAACUUCACGCUCGUCCCCAGCUUCAACGACUUUAUAAAAAAUUAUCAGAACCCACUGCUUAUAACACGUCCUGUGCAAAACACCUUUUUUAGACCCUUUAUACAUAGUUCUCGCCAGUUCAGUCGAGGUUCGCCAAUAACCGGAAAAGGACCCGUGUUUAGGAAAAAACCCUUCGUGUUCAACUACUUCCCAGCGCUGACUUCUAAUUUUCCGUACGAUGCUCCGUUUCUGACACCUGAAGGUCGCAGUGGGAAGAGAGGCCAUCCAAGCGGUACAUCCAUGACCAUUUCCCGUAACCUGGCGAAGGACUCUAGGUCUGCGCCGGCUAAACAUGUUCCUCCCAAAACAACAACACCAAAACCCGAUAUUUCUACGACAUUCCUAAAUAAAGACACUCCGGACGAGACCGACAGGUUGGAGGAUUCAUUGACAGAAAAUUCAAAGUCGCUUGGCUCGAACGACGUAGUCUUUACGAUGACAACAGCAACAACAGAGGAGGCACGCGAUGAAUCCGGGAAUAGCGACAUUUCACCAUUAGGUAAAAAAGAAAUUAAACCAUCUGCUACCCAAAGCGAUGCUGUAGUUGUAACGAAGGAACCCAGAACGACAAUAAUUCCUGUCGAUACAAGUGAUACCGACAUGACUGCCACCAGCACCAGAGCACCGAGCUUUGAUAAGAAGAACUCAGGUAAAAGCGAUAACUCCGAGACAUCUAUACCGACAACAGACAGAGAAUAUGACGAGAAUGGCCUAACGGUUAAUAGGACUAGUAAGUCCUUCACCGAUAAUGACUACGAUCAGUUAUUUGUGGACUUCACCGACCCCAAUAGUAUUCAGAAGGCAGUUAAGCCUGACCAAAACUUGACAACGACGAGCACUACCACGACAGUCACGGGAAGAGCCGGAGCUACAACAAUAACCAUGGGCUUGAAAACAACAAAAUCACCUUCAGUCUCAUCUACUGAAAGAACUCGCUUAGACGAGUACGACGAUUAUUUCGUUGACUUCUUUGAUCCCCAUCCUUCAGGACCAAGACCUAAAACCUCGAGUACCACAACAACGACCACGUCGACCUCUCUGAAGCCGUCAGAAAAGAAUGAAACGGAAUCGCCAACGAUAACGAGAGGAGAGACUCAGGCACUGCCAUUACCUACUCCAAACACAGCGGGAGUCAGGAACGAGCAAACAACGACAACCACACAACCCACAACUGAGGCGUCUAUGACCACUCCAAAUGAAGUAACUAUAACAACUGAGCAACAAGUAAUUACCACGAAUGAACGAACGAUGGACGCAUUAACUACGACGAAAACGGCUAUAGAGCUCACCGAAGGGGCAAGCACAGAAAAAAUUACUACUGUUAUGGAGUUGCCGAUUACUACAACAAUAAAUGAGCCUACAACGGAGGCCCAAGCAGAUGCCCCAAUUGCACCAGCAGAUCAUGCAAUCACGAGCUCCAAUGAAACCACCAAAAGAGUUGAACCGGAUGCGGAUGCUACCACUGAGGUCUCGCUGUUGCCGCCACCGCCGCCAACAGGAACAACAACAGAAAAGAUGCAGACGAACAAUGCAGACGAACCAGCGAUGGUAGAAUCGACCUGCAACUCUGAGAUGGUAAAAACAAUUAAAGAAGAUAAGGCGGUGGCAAUGGGAGUUGAGGCAAACAGUACUACAGAAGAGUCUCAAACAGAACAUUCCGUUGUCGUAACAGAUGACGCUCAAGAAAACUUUCCGAUAACUGCCAAUGUUAAUUACGCAAACGAAAAGGAGGACGCACCACUGUUGCCACCUCGAUGCCCUCAAGAUGAUGGCACAACAACAGAGACCAGCGCCUCGACGACAGAGAUACCUGAAGUCAGUAAAGUAGAUGAGCCUACAGAACGAGAUCACAAGCUGGCAGGGCGAGAUCUCGUUGUUGGUAUUAAGGGAGACUCAAAUGACACGAGUGAUCCGUCUUCCAAUGACACAACCACCAUUCCAUACGACCUCACUAAGACCCGUGUAUCCUUAACAACUGUUGAAGCCAGUACAGAACCAGUUGUGCACACUACAGUUAAGGCAGUACCAACUGUCGAAGUUAGCACAGAGCCUACGAAACGGCCAGAAGCAGAAACCGUCCCAACCACGACGUCCGAAACCACCGUCGCAGGAACAACAACAAAAACAAUAGUGACGUCUACAUUAACAACAAAAACGACAGAGAUGACGAAUUCGGAAGACGCGACUUCAUCGGAGGUGACUACAACAGAGACAGCAGGAACAGCAAAAGCGAGAGCAACAACAUCAACCACGACAGUGAAAACAACAUCAGUAGCUUCUACGAUAACAGCUCAAGCUACAGCGACAUCCUCUAAUGGCAGUGUAACACCUUUAAUGACCACAGAGCCGACCUCAGCAGAAUCGUUUACUAAAGAUUCACCAACGACAGAAAAUUCAGACCGUCGUGGAAAAGCGCUUCCCGCUCCAGAAGACAAUGAAGAGCAGCACAGCGUUCCAAAAACCGUCCUCAUCAAUGGGGACACUCGGAACUAUUCCGACGUACAAGACAAUCACCCCGUAGUGAACGACGUCGGCAUGAAUGCUUCCGAUCCGCGUAAGCGGCGCGCAGCAAACUGGUUUGUGUGGCUACUGGACAGUGAAAACAUUGGCAAGUCAUUCGUGGGUGACGUAGGCCGAUUCACGUCAUCGCGCGACAUAAUCUAUGUUAUCGCUGGGGCUGUCCUGGUGUCAACCGUCUUUGCCAUGAUGGGAUUGUACUGUACACUUAAAUCCAAGGCACCAACACACAGCCGCCAAAUUAGAUGAGUUAUUCAUCUGCAUUGCAAUAGAAAAAAGUUGCCGAAAACUUUCGCAGAUUGACUCAGGCCAUUUAUUUCAGUUAAAUCUAUUUUAGUUACUCUGGUUUUGGUUUCACAUAUUUAUCAAGAAACGAUAUAUGCAGAAAGUGUUCAGCAAAAUUCUCCUUGUGCCCCAGUGAACAUAAUUCUUACGGAUUCGAUUAAGAAAUCUUUUUAGAUUUUCGUUUCCAGAGUGACCGUUUUCAGAAUAUUGAAAUGAGUUAUGAACGAUAUAUGAAAUCAACGAUUUUAUAAAGCCAGUGGCUGACCGCCUGAAAUAUAUUUCAGAAAACAAUUACCCAUGCCAUAAUAAUACUUAGAAAAAGCGGAACCUUUGUCUCUAAAAUAAUAAAAAUAAUGUAUAGGAACGGAUUGCAUGUGAUAACAACUAUGUAUACCACUAUGAGUGGUUAUAGACAGGAGAUUAUUAUCGCGACAUCCAAGACCUACAAAAUUAGUAACGGUUUUAAUCAAAAUUGCCUCAUCUUGCGGAAAUUUGUACGAUACCCUAAAGCCGAGUUCAAGCUGGAAGCGUUUGAAAGAAAAGCCUUCGACGGAGAGCGUAUAGUUAUGCCCAGAGAUUAAGGCUGAAGUGAGUUACUUUUAAGCGUUGAAUUAAUCAAUUUACGAAGCCGACAGUGCCGUUAACGAAGGGCAUCUCAAGGAAAACUGAAUUAUCAUUAGCGCAAGGAUUUUUUUCUAUUUAUUGGAGUGGUACCUAUAUCAAUCGAUGUUAAAAAUAGCAGGGUAAAUAGAAAAUAAGAAGGAUCGCUUGCCGUUCUGUAAAUAGCAAAGUAGCAUAUUCAAACUAAGUAAGUGGAUAUAACGCUCAACAAAUCGACUGUAACAAGAGCAAUGUAAAUAUAAUGAACGUCGGAUUGUAAAUAAAUGAUAGAAGAAAAUUAGUCAAAAAAGUAAAAUGCCAAAAGAUAUAUACACUCAAGUUUAUAUAUGUCACAUUUCUAACGCCACUUUCAGAUCACUGUACAUAUUAUGUGACGUGAUUCUUUGCAAAACGGCCUGAGUUCAAUAUAAUUUAAUUCAAAGAAUUCACUUUUGAAGGAGAAUAAGAUCACAGAAGAAGGAGAAUAAGCUCUUUAAUUUUUAUAUCUAUAUUUCAAAGCAGAACUAUCAGUGAACUAAAGACGCGAUUUUGUUCUUAAUUUUAGCAUAGUCCUAAUAAAAUCAAUAUAUACUGAAAUCAUUCACAUGUCCAUUUUCGACGUGGACACUAGUGUUUUCUCGGACAUUAAUGUGCUAGAUUUUCUCGGGUGUCCGUCAUUAUUUUGAGUUUAUAAUUUACUUUAAAAAUGUCAAAUAAGUUUCAUCACUUCAAAUUGUACGAUAUUUAAACAACGGUAAUGAUCAUACGGUGCUGUUCAUUGCAAAAAGCUCAAUCUGAAAUUUUUUAAUAUACGUAUUUCUUUGAAUAUCCCGAAUAUUCUCCAGUCUACCAAAUGAUCUCAGCCAUGUUUUCAACGUAACUUCAAAGACCAUAAGUCUAUAUAACACGCAGACUUGAAUGGUAAUCUCCCAUGCAAUAAUUAUAGAAAUAUGAAAGUUUCAAAAAGGCCCUUUUGAUCACGGAAUUAAACGUUUUUUUUUACGCAAGCAAUAUAUUUUAGAUAACUUGUAGAAUGUUUUCGCUUUGAAUUACGCCAAGCCAGUUCAAUAUGCAGAGAGUUUUUGAAGGAUCUUACUUCAGAAUUGCACAGCAACCCUUUUUGCACCAAAGCACUUUAUUAUUACGUUGUCCGUAGCAGUUUAGCAGAUCGACAAACGAGAAUAAAUUUCAAACUACGCGCCAGUAGUAAAUGAUAUGCUGUCAAGAUUUACAUCAAGUCCUUGGCUAUCUACAACCAUGAGCCAAUUGGGUGUCAUAACACACUGACGACCAAGUUAGACAACACCUUUGCAUCUGAAUUCAUUAUGGUGAUGAUGGUGAUAAUUAUCUGGUGACACUUUGUCAGCGUGUAGCCGUAGAUAGCCAAAGAGUUGAAAUUACUAUUUUUGAAAAAAUAAUUGGAAAAAUAUCAAACAAAAUAAAUAGCUAAACAGUUCCGCCUGUUCGGCAUAGUUUUAUUAAUUAUUUUAUUUUAGGUAAAAAUGACACGCAUCUGGGUGACUUCGCUAAUAUGUUCUACAUGAAUGAAACUCUAUAGAUAUUGAUAUAGUAACAGCAAAUCACAAAUACGACAUGUCUGGGACAAAUAGGUAAUAUUGUUCUGAUUCGGAAGCUGGUGUGCGUAACUCGACUUCAAACAUUUCUAAAAUUUGAGGUGGCUGUCCGAUUCGAUAAUAUUUAUUGCAUAGAGAAUGAAAGGAGAUAAAUAUCAGUAUAUUAGACUAAUUAAAUAGAUCGUGCCCUAUUUCCAUUUUUAAAUUUUAAUUAAAAAUGCGCUUUACUAGCAAUAUCUUAUGGUUGCCUUGGUGGGCUCGGUUGCUUUUGAGUCUUCCGUACUUAAAGAAGCCACAUGGAAAUAUUUAGCUAUUACUAUGUAAGAAAUAAUUACAUUACGUUUAUGCUUAUUUUUAUAGAUACUGCACUUUAAAACUUACUGUAAAAUACACCGUACUUAUGAUAUCAGAAGCGUAGGCAAAAAUGUAUUACGUCGUAACUGGCUAUUUGUUCUGCUUCAUGUGCAAAAUUUGGUUUUGUGUAGUUGGAUGAUAGGAUGGUGGUAUUUAGAUAUAUCUCAAAGAAAAAACAGGAAGUUGUUGGUAUUUUAUCUAAUGCUUCACAAGCACCGUUGAGAGGUUUAGCUUAUGCAACUUUUCUCGUAAAAGUCUAUAAUAAGGGUUGUCUUACAUGUCUCGCAUCUUUCUUGCUGCAUAAAUACGCUAACGACAAAAUUUUUUUACAGGUGGCAAUUAAUUAGUAUAAUUCCGUAAACCAAGGCCUGAUUGAGUACCCUGCUCAAAAUUGAAACUUGAAAGUCAUUAACGUAAAGCAUUUGAAAUAUUACUAUAAGGUUCUAAUAACAAUUUAGCGUUCCGUUAACAC